Anisakis simplex (herring worm) is the source of this 411-nucleotide messenger RNA. The record is from the annotation of a GenBank genome assembly. Lineage: Eukaryota; Metazoa; Nematoda; Chromadorea; Rhabditida; Anisakidae.
AUGACGAAAAUCUUAAUUCUAGGCAGCCCUUGUGUUGGGCAGAAAGAUUCGGUGAUGUUCGAACCACCUACAGCCGGUGGCGAUCAAGUUGUCAUUGAUCUACCAACUGAUAAUUCUAACACACCAGUGCCGAUCCCAGAAGGCGGCUUCGCAUUACUCAGUCAUACGUCGUCAAACACAGCAUCGUCACUAACUAGUCCGAUUACAGCGCUGACGUUUGACCCCUAUGAAGAACUGUUAUGGUCGGGCAAUAGUGCGGUCAGUUAUCUUUUUGUUUCAUUUCAAUAUUUCCAUGUGUUCAAGUGUUGGGGUGCUUAUAGUAGGAAAGAUUUCAGGGUAGAAUCGUGUCGUUCUAUAGUACUCAACUUGAUAAAUACACAGCGUUUGUAUCAUCAGCACAAUCUGACGUAA